CACGGCGAAGAGGAGACGCUUUCAUGGAGGGGGCGAAGGCGGAGGCGGAGGCGGAGGUGGAGGAACGGGAGCGGGCCGAUGUAGCCCGGGACCUGCUGGCCCUGGGGUAUGAAGGUUUCCCGGAGAUGGCGUCGCCGGGCACCUCGUGCCCCGACUUCAGGGCGCUGUGCGCGCAGCUGGCGGCGGAGCUGGCGACUCUGGGUGUCCUGAAGAGGGAGCGAGAGGAGGGUGCGGAGGCGCUGAGCGCCGGCGGUGCAGGUCCCGGCGCCGAGGAGGAAUUCCUACGACAGUUGGCCUGCCUGCUGGGGGAGUUGUACUGUCCGGACCGCGAGCUCUGCGGCGGAGACGGCGCGGUAGCGCUGAGGGGACCCGGCGCACGCUUACGCCUGCUGCGCUUUCUCUGCUCGGAGCUCCAGGCUGCCCGCCUCCUGCGCCUGCACCUGCACCCUCGGCUGGAUCCCAGCCCAGAGCCAUCUGGUGGGGAGGGGGGAGAGAAGGGGGCAGAGGAAGGAGCUGGCAUGGUCCAGGAAUUGGUCCUUACUCUCCAAGCCCUGGGGCUGUCCAGACCCACGCCGGGGACCCUUGCUAGCCAGCUCCUGCGGGAGUUGCAUGCUAAGCCGGGGUCCUCAGGGUCGUGGGAAACUGGGAUCCACGGAGAAAUCCAUCCGAUUUCUGCCCAGUCAGCCCCAGCCUCCUCCUUCUCCCAUCAGAUCUCGGAGCUGCUGCCUUCCCUACCCCCAGGGUCCCUGCAGCCCCUCCUAAGCUACCCGCUGGACGCACCCAGAUGGGAAGCGUUGGAGUCUCUGUCCCAAGGCUUGCGAGAUCAGUACUGCUGCCGCCGCCGCCUCCUCCUUAAACGCCUGGACCUCACAACAUCUGCUUUCCACUGGAGUGAUCGGGCAGAGGCCCAAGGAGAGGCCAUGAAAGCAGUGCUGUUCCCAAUUCGAGAGGCUCUGACCCCAGAAUCGGAUGUCUCCAUCUCACACGUCCUGGCUGCCCGAGCUGACCUGUCUCGCCUUGUCCCAGCCACCAGCAAGACUGCCCGCCAAGGGACCUGCUGUGCUAUCAACAAGGUGCUUAUGGGCAGCGUGCCAGACCGGGGGGGCCGCCCAAAUGAGCUGGAGCCCCCCAUGCCCAGCUGGCAGAGCAGAAGAGAGGACGGAGGCGGGCGGAAGGCAGGCCGCCAGUGCUGGGGCCGCAAGAAGAAGAAGAAGUAAAGGGGGACUGGUGGUUGGGGGAGGGAUCCUCUGUGAGAUGCUGACAUUGAUAAUCUCUAAGGAGUCACUCUGAGGGUUUCUCUUGGCACUUGGCACCCGGGCCCCCUAUCCCCUGUUCCUGAGGCCCCCAGUGUCGUUCCCCCAUCUACCAUUCAACACCAGGCACCACGUUCUCUGGAAAAUAAAUUUAAUUUACAACA
Messenger RNA from Camelus dromedarius (Arabian camel), 1417 nucleotides. RefSeq names its product family with sequence similarity 98 member C (gene TSLIG3C). Gene Ontology annotation, cellular component: tRNA-splicing ligase complex. Bases 24 to 1217 code for a protein of 397 amino acids. The record is from RefSeq and is a predicted model, not a curated record. The transcript is spliced from 8 exons. Lineage: Eukaryota; Metazoa; Chordata; Mammalia; Artiodactyla; Camelidae.